Messenger RNA from Anopheles cruzii, 1887 nucleotides. RefSeq names its product kinesin-like protein subito (gene sub). The record is from RefSeq and is a predicted model, not a curated record. Gene Ontology annotation, molecular function: ATP binding; microtubule binding; microtubule motor activity. The coding region runs from base 1 to 1887 and encodes 628 amino acids. The transcript has 3 exons. Gene Ontology annotation, biological process: microtubule-based movement. Gene Ontology annotation, cellular component: microtubule; kinesin complex; nucleus. NCBI's taxonomy places the organism in Eukaryota, Metazoa, Arthropoda, Insecta, Diptera, Culicidae.
AUGCAUAAAGCAAAACCAUCCUUUCUGGAGGCAGCCGAAAGCAGCGUCGAUCGCCGCAAGCGUCCGCGGCCUACGAAGGGCAGCAGCUGGGAAUCGUUGCUUGCCGAGCGUCAAUCGCGUGCCGCAAUACCGGAGGAGGAAACGUCGCCGGCAACCGGACUAGAAGAGCACUCCGAUGAGCUAGCGGACGCGGAGGAUUCAACCGAACUUAAGGAUGAAGAGACGGUGAAAGUAUGUUUGCGGUUGCGUCCGUACGCCAAAAGCAACUCUGGCCGGAUGGGAUUGAAGAUCAAAGACAGUAUGCUGAUCGCACGGUGCAUAGGGGAAAAUCAGAUGUCGUCUGAAAAGCGAUACACUUUCAGUCACAUUUUCGAUGAUCACGUAUCGCAGGCAGAUGUGUACGACUCGAGCAUCCGCCCUAUGAUACGGCCGGGUCUGGGAGAACCGGGUGCCACCAUUCUAACGUACGGUACGUCGGGGUCGGGCAAAACGUACACGCUGCUCGGCAAUCAGCACCAACCCGGGCUUGUGCCGCGCUUCAUCGAACACAUCUACGAGGAACUGCAGGAGUCCAUCUCCGCCGAGCCUGGCCUUAAGAUGGACGGCAUGAAACCGUGUCUGCUAAGCGAUGAGCUGGUGAUCGAGGAAAUGCGUAAGCUGGCCGCCGUAAAAGAUCAGCUGCAGAGUGAGGAUGGUGAUCAGCAAAUCAGCGCCAUCAUUCAGAGCCAGCAACAGUUCCAACCGCUACAGUUGGGCGACCGCCGGGUUUUCAUUUGGAUUUCCUUCGUCGAGAUUUACAACGAGAACGUGUACGAUCUACUGAACCUGGAUUUGGUCAAUUCGAAACGCAAACCGCUGAAGGUGUUGGCCAACGAAGGAAACGCCUACAUUAAGGGGCUGACGACGCUGUACGCCGGCACGAAGGAGGGUGCCUACAAUCUGCUGGAGUACGGCCUGCAGAGUGCUACUUACGGUUCAACCGACAUCAACCGCAAUUCGAGCCGAUCGCACAGCAUUUUCACCAUCACCGUUAUCACGCACUCGGUUGCCACGCAACGUAUCGCUCAGUCGGUGUACAAGUUUUGCGAUCUGGCCGGUUCGGAGCGGUUGAAGAAAACGGGCAACAUGGGCGACCGUUUGAAGGAGGCCCAGAAAAUCAACAACUCGCUGCUGGUGCUCGGCCGUUGCCUGGAGACGGUGCACAAGAAUCAAAAGUCGCGCAAGGUACACGAUCUGGUGCCGGUGCGAGACUCGAAGCUUACCAUGAUCGUGCAGUCGGCGCUGCUCGGCAAGGAACCGAUGACGAUGAUCGUGAACGUGUACCCAACCGAUGAGUUUUACGACGAAAACAUCAAUGUGCUGAACUUUUCAUCGAUCGCAAAGCAAAUUGUCAUUCGCAAGGAACAGAAGAUGCUCUCGAAGGCCCCAGAGAGCACUAGAUAUUCGUUUUUCCUGGCGCAGGCGAUAAGCAGCCCGUCGGGCAAGAGCGACUUGCCUAACUUGCUACGGGAGAACGAAACGCUAAAACUUGAGGUGCAGCAGUUGCGCGAGGAACUGCAGCAGAAAAGCGCCGAGCACGCGUCUUUCCAGAAGAAGCUCGCUAUGCAAGAGUUUGUGCUGCGCAACGAGCUGACGGACAACUUUCAGCUGCACUUUACGAAAAUGGAGGAAUCCUACCAGAAACGUAUCGAAAGUGCCAAGGAACUGGCCAUUCUGCCCUAUAAACAUAAGCUCACUGUGCUGGAGAAAAAGUUGCAGUCGCGGGAGCAAAUCAUUCUCGAUAUGGAGGAAGAGCAGGAUGAAUUGGAAAACAAGCUGAAGGUGUAUGAAGAAGAGAUCAACCGGUACCGUUUGCAGCAAAAGGGUGUCCGUAGACUGUCUUUGUAG